This is a messenger RNA of Botrytis sinoallii, 1954 nucleotides long. RefSeq lists its product as uncharacterized. Lineage: Eukaryota; Fungi; Ascomycota; Leotiomycetes; Helotiales; Sclerotiniaceae. Gene Ontology annotation, biological process: DNA-templated transcription; regulation of DNA-templated transcription. Gene Ontology annotation, molecular function: DNA binding; DNA-binding transcription factor activity, RNA polymerase II-specific; zinc ion binding. Bases 1 to 1836 code for a protein of 611 amino acids. The record is from RefSeq and is a predicted model, not a curated record. The transcript has 5 exons.
AUGCCUGAAUCCGCUCCCUCAUCGCGAAAAAGAGUUCGGACAUCGAUAGGAAAGGCUUGCGAUGAAUGUAGGCGACGUAAGACUAAGUGCAAUGGUGGCUUGCCCUGUGAUACUUGCAGGAAGUAUGGUGGAACAUGUCACUUCCGAUCUUACGUUCGGCGACGAAAGAGGGGCCUAGCAUCCUCUUCCCGCGAACAUUGUGACCCACAGGCAGAGGAGGAUGAAGGAGUCGAGAAAAACUUGGAGGUGUCUCAACAGCCUCUAUUACCUAGCUUAUUACCCGGCGACGAGCAGUAUGGCGAUCAUAUAACAGCCACCGACAACAGUUGUCUAUCGUCAUCACCUCAACUAUAUUACGGCCCUCCGUCCAAUUUUGCAUUUCUGCAACAAAUAUAUCAGCAGCUCAAGUCCAUUGCAAAAGCUCCUUUCAGUAGUACCAACCCUAGAGCAGAUGACGGCGAUACGGCUCUAGACUGGUUCGGCUAUCGACGACUUUUUUUUGGGAAUACGUCUUCUGAUCUCAUAUCAAGGAGUUCAACACAGAUGCUGAUUGUGCCGGAACAUCUUGCGAACAGCUUUGUCGACCUUUUUAUAUCAACUCUUGGGCCAUUCUUCCCAUUCAUCUCACGGACGCGAAUAGAGGGAAUGCUUCAAACAUUCUACUCUUUCCCAAACACUUCGAGUGGUAGCGCUCUAGAGCGCGGUAUCCUUAUGGCUAUUUUAGCUUUAGGAGCGACCUUGACAGAGCACGUGCAAUUAGGUGAAGAUCUCUUUUUAAGAGCAAAAUCUGAAAUGCAUACCAUUGAAGAUCUCGUUAAUGUUCAAGCUGUUCAGCUGCCCUUACUAACCUAUGAUUACGCCCACUAUCAAGCAGUAGUUGGACGUAUAAAUUCUGCGUAUUUACAUCUCGGCACCGCAGUCCGAAAAGCUCAUGCCGCCGGUCUGCAUAGAGCAGCCUCGUCGCUUUCAGUCUCUGAGUUUAAAGAAGAGAGAGUCGAGACAUUCUGGUCUCUUAGUAUGACAUCCUUUAGUCUGGGGAGACCGGCGGCCUUGUCCGAGAAUACUAUAUCUGUCGGCUAUCCUACUAAACCAUCAUUCUUACGGAUUUGGGUGGAAAUUGCAUCCUUAGCAUCUACAGCAAGUCACACUGUCUACAGAUCAGGUGGUAUCCACUCCAAGACUAACAUUGAAGCCGCUUGGGAUAUACAUCGCAAGUUACAAGCCAUAAAGCUCACUCUUGAACACAAGUUGCAAUUUGACUUACAAUCCUCAGCUCAUCCUACUCUUGAACAACUACAGCAGACUGCUGAAAAAGUACCGGCUUCAGAGAAUAUUGCCCCUCCGUGGCUUCUUAAAGCAUGCCAAGUGGCAGUCUUUGCCGCUCAAGAGCUGAUAGCUUUUGCUAGCAGAGCUGCGAAGGCGAAUUCUUUAAUAAAUAAUUUGAGAUACAACGCUUAUUACAUCGAGAGCGCUUGCUUUGUACUUGUCUGGGACACCUUGAGAGAUAAAGAUACCACAGACAAGAACUUCUAUUUUAUCAAUACUGCCCUUUACCAUCUUCGGCAGAUGAUACCUUCGGAAGCCAUUUCAUGCAGUGUUUUCGCUAUUGAGCGGAUGUUGUCUGCAAUAUCGCAACUAACAUCCGAGGCUACAGCAAGUGCUCAUCAAGCCAAAUCUUCACACUCCGUCCUGGAUAUGGAAAGUCUUGACUCCGAAUUAUUACAACAGCCGUCAACCGAUUGGAUGCUGGACAUCAUAGAGUCGCAAUUGAGCGUGGAUGAUCCUGCGUGGGAUUUUAAUUCAUGGCCGCUUGAUCUUGGCUUAUUUGUAUCUUGAUUUUGGAUUUUGGAUUCGAAAUUUCACGUGGGAGGUUGGGUAGAUUCAGAAGUAGCGCAUAUUGCACUAGUGAAUUUGACACAUUUUUUACUUCGAGUCGCAAUCUUUUUCUAUGCUA